GCUCUUAUUGGCUGAGUGGGAGGGAAAGAUACAGACGACGCUAGCGAUAAAAGACUAGCAUUCAGUUAGUCGAUUUAUUUUGAAUUCACAUCUCACCCUGAAAGUAAGAAAACAUGUCUGGACGUGGAAAAGGUGGAAAAGCUAAGACCAAGAGCAAGACUCGUUCAUCGAGAGCUGGGCUACAGUUUCCAGUCGGAAGAGUGCAUCGUCAUUUAAGAAAAGGAAAUUAUGCACAGAGAAUUGGAUCUGGAGCACCCGUUUAUCUAUCAGCCGUCAUGGAAUACUUGGCCGCUGAAGUGUUGGAAUUGGCGGGAAACGCAGCCAGAGACAACAAGAAAUCUAGAAUCAUCCCUAGACAUCUCCAACUUGCAAUCAGGAACGACGAAGAAUUAAACAAGCUACUUAAUGGUGUAACCAUCGCUCAAGGAGGAGUACUACCCAACAUCCAAGCAGUCUUAUUGCCCAAGAAAACCACAAAAGAAUAA
Molecule: messenger RNA, 485 nt
Organism: Dimorphilus gyrociliatus
Lineage: Eukaryota; Metazoa; Annelida; Polychaeta; Dinophilidae
Source: the annotation of a GenBank genome assembly